Messenger RNA from Brienomyrus brachyistius, 2512 nucleotides. RefSeq names its product cellular tumor antigen p53-like. Gene Ontology annotation, biological process: regulation of transcription by RNA polymerase II; protein tetramerization; apoptotic process. Bases 230 to 1291 code for a protein of 353 amino acids. The transcript is spliced from 11 exons. Gene Ontology annotation, cellular component: nucleus. NCBI's taxonomy places the organism in Eukaryota, Metazoa, Chordata, Actinopteri, Osteoglossiformes, Mormyridae. The record is from RefSeq and is a predicted model, not a curated record. Gene Ontology annotation, molecular function: DNA-binding transcription factor activity, RNA polymerase II-specific; RNA polymerase II cis-regulatory region sequence-specific DNA binding; protein binding.
UUCACCUUUGAACCCUGCUUGGCGCGCCCGCUGCUAUUUGUCAAGAUCCGGAGCGGGGACUCCUCUCUUAAAGUAUGUUUAAAAUAUUAAAGUAGGUAGAGCUGUGUCAUGUAGUUCAGAAUAAUACAAGCAGAAUAAGACAGACACAAUAUUACGCUGCUUGUACGGCGAGACAAAGUCGGAAGAAGAGGCAGUUGUGCAUAUUUCGCCAUGCUUUUGCAUCUCUGCAAUGGCUGAGCAGGAUUCCCAGGCCCUACCGCUGAGCCAGGAGACCUUUCAGGAGCUGUGGGACCUGAUAACUGUACCUGAACUUGAUGAUUAUUCUUCCCCUGGCAACAGUGGAAAUGGGGAAAACAGCUUGCCUCCCUCCUCCAUCCUACCUCCAGUGACUGAAGCACGCCAUGAGCCCAGCUCCACGUCCCCGCUGACCACUGCCUGCUCGGGGGAGUUCGGUUUUCGGCUCGGCUUCCCAGAGUCUGGUGUGUCCAAGAGUGUUCCGUUCACGUACUCCUUGGAUCAGAACAAACUCUUUUGUCAAAUGGGCAAGUUAUGCCCUGUGGAAGUCCGGGUGGACCAUCCUCCACCACAGGGCGCCGUCCUGCGUGCAGCAGUUGUCUACAAGGGCCUGGAGCACAGAGGUCUUGCGGUGCGUCGUUGUCCCCUCCACGAACAGACCAAUGAGAACAACGACGACUCCACCCCCCGCAGUCACCUGAUUCGCGUGGGAGGCGGCCUGCAAGCUCGCUACGUGGAGGACGGACACAUGAGUGUCGUGGUGCCGUAUGAGCGCCCACAGCCCGGCUCAGAUGGGACCACGGUGCUCUACAGCUACAUGUGUAACAGCAGCUGCAAGGGCGGCAUGAACCGGAGGCCCAUCCUGACUAUCAUCACGCUGGAGACGCCGGAGGGCCAGCUCCUGGGCCGCCAGUGUUUCGAGGUGCGAGUGUGCGCCUGUCCCGGCCGAGAUAGGAAGUCCGAGGAGGACAAGCUUCGGAAGGCGAAUGAGAAGCCCGAGGACAAGACCGCCCCCAGGACCAAGCGCAGUAUCGCAGUGGUGUCCCGUCCGGCCUCUCAGGAAAAGCCCCGCAAGCAGGUGAAGCGCACCAGUAGUGAGGAGACCUUUCUGCUGGAGGUACACGGGAAAGAGCGAUUUGCAAUGCUGACGAAAAUCAACGACGCUCUCAAUCUCAUGGACCUGUUGCCCCCAGCAGAUCGGGACAAGUACCUGCGGACAAUAGAGCUCCCGAAGAACCAACCAAACCAGAAGAACAAGCACUUGACCAGAAAAUAGGGAAGAUGCUCCUUGUGAAGGAGGAGAGCAGCUCGGAGAUGAUGUAUCUGGCAGGGAUUGCAGUGCCUUCAUCCUGCACGUCGUGCUGCUCUGCUUUCCAGUUCUACUCUUUUUCUGCUUUUGCUUUGCUAUUUUGCGAUAUUUUUUUUUUUUGCUAUUAUUCUGAAUGAAUUCAGAGUAGAACUGGCAGGUGUUGUUUGAAUUUUCUGUAAUUCCCUUGAGCAAUUUAUAUGCACUGUGAAUUAAAUAGACUUCAGUCUUUCCCUAUAAAAGAACUAAAGGGGAAUACAGGCAGUCCCUAGGUUCUAACCCUAAUCAUACACUAUAAGACUAAAAAACACCCUGUCACAUCUUAAGACAGUGUGACAUUUAGUCACAAACUACAGUUCAGACUUGUGCUCUCGCAGCGUCUUUCUGAUGGUGGAGAAGACUCACCUAUUGCUGCUUGAUGUCCACACCAGAAUGAGCUGAAAAUAACCACCUAUAUUAAACAUGAUUGAUCUUAUCGAAACAUCCAGACCAAAAGAAGACGGCCAUCCCCACCACUUUGCAUCAAGCAAUCGAGAUGACGAGAGCAAAGCUCGGGAUUUUAUACUGACUUUGGAAGCACGUUUACAACAGGUUAAUCACAUGAAAAAUUGUCAGAUGUCGCACCAGUAUAAGUCUGUCCUUAGGUCAGUAGGUGAGUGUGAACAUUAAUUCAGCAAUAAUAAAAAUAUAUAAAAAAUAUAUCGUAUAAUACUACACAUAUAUUAUACAUAUACUAACACUAUACUACACAUUACAUUUUUUUACUACACAUCUUUAAAUUAGGCUAGAAGUUUCCUAAAUUUAGUUGGAAGUUCUGAAACUGUGGGUUUAAAUAUACACUAUUUUAUUAGUUAAGCUCUGUUUAUAACACUUAUAAGGAAACACAGAUGUACAGAGGCAGUUAAUUAAGAUCACUGCUCAAAGGAGAAAAGGCCUGUCUGACAACUGUAAUUUGCCUUCCAUUAUGCAAAAUUUUGUUCAUUUCAGUGCAUGUUUACUGUACAUGGGGUUGCUGAUAGCCUGUCGCAUCCCAGCAGCUAAAGACUGUGCUUCUAAACACAGGAUUUGGUUUCUCUCAUUUCUCAUUUUCCUCCUAUAUUAGUUUUAAUUCAUUUCAUUUUUGCAUAAAAAUUAUGUUCUUAUGUGUGCAGUCUCCUGGCUUAAAUGUGCAAAAAUAAAAAAAUAAACUCA